Messenger RNA from Lethenteron reissneri (Far Eastern brook lamprey), 16919 nucleotides. RefSeq lists its product as uncharacterized. Gene Ontology annotation, molecular function: ATP binding; protein serine/threonine kinase activity. Gene Ontology annotation, biological process: protein phosphorylation. The record is from RefSeq and is a predicted model, not a curated record. NCBI's taxonomy places the organism in Eukaryota, Metazoa, Chordata, Hyperoartia, Petromyzontiformes, Petromyzontidae.
CCGGCGUAGCGCGCGCGCGCUCUCCGGCAUCAGCGGCGUUGGCUUGUCGCAGCCCGUAACAGCAACAAUAUAACACGACUUCAAUAGAAGCAAUUCGUUACAGAAAACGUUCACAACGAUUCUGAGAAUUCAUCAUGGGGCUCGGCUAAGGUAAACAAGGAAGGCUAGGUGGAACACCGUUCUAUAUCUACUGUCUAGUUUUAUUAUUUUCUUUAUUUGUAAACGGGUGAUGUCGCAGAUCGAACAAGAACGACCAUCUCGAUCUCGGGAAAAGGCAUCUCCUUCUGUAGCCCCGGCUACAACAUCAUCAUCAUUAGCAUUGACAUCACCACCAAAUUUGGCAUCAUCACUGUCACCCCCAACAUCGUCAGCAUCAUCACCAUCGUCAUUAGUGACGGCAAUAGCAGCAGCAGUAUCGUCAGCUGCAGCUGAGCCAUCUCCUUACACAGCGUCAUCAUCAUCAUUGGCAUCACCACGAAUUUUAGCAAUAUAUCCAUCACCACCAACAUCAGCAGCAGCAGCAGCAUCAUCAUUGGAGACAGCAGGGGCAUUAGCAUUCACAGCCUCAGCAGCUGAGCGCAGACAUGAAGAGGCGAGUGUAGCGGAGCCUCUGAGGAGGUCUCGCCGCACCGCCCGUGCCGGCAUGCCGAAGCGCUGUGCCUCUCUCUCCUCGUCGUCUGAGACGACGGCGACGGCGGUGCCACAGGGCGUCCCCGUCCCUGAGAGACGCGCUUGCGGAACGCGGCGCUCGCUCGACUCGACGUUGUGCAGGCCAGCCGCCUGGCCCUCCGCAGACCGGCCCUUCGCCAGACGCGAGGACGCUGUGUCGUCGCUGUCACCGCCGGCGUUGCUGCCUCGGACGUGCCCGAAAGUGGGUCACGCUGCCCGGGGAGGGGCAAAGCCAGCGAGUCACGACGCACGCCGGGCUACGGGCCACGAUUUUGUCGGCGACGGAGGAGCGGAAUCGGCCGCCGACGGUAAUAGAGGGCGAACGAACGUUGAUGACAAUCGAGAGGUCGCGGACACUGGGGAGCAGGGAUGUGCAGAAAUUACGGGUGGGGACUGCAGCGAUGUCAGAAACAACAACAGCAGCGGGGGCAGCAAUGGUAAGGUGAACAAUACCUGUGAACGACAAGCAGAUGAGGUGCAGGAGGAGGAGGAGGAGAGCGGGGGCGUUUGUGCGGUGCAGUCGCCCGAGCUGCACGGGGAUGCGUGCGAGUCUGAUCGCGAGCCCGGGGUGCCCAGCCCGGUGUUCGUCCGCCGGCAGCAGCUGCAGGAGCAGCAGCAGCAGCAGCAAUCGCAGUCGUCCGCUCGAAGGCGUUCCUCUAGCGUCGAGGCGGCCCUGGCGGAUGCCGCGGCGGCCACGGCGAAGCGCGAGAAGGAGGAAGAGGAGGCGGAGAUGAAGGCCAUCGACACGUCGACUGACGGCCGCUUCCUCAAGUUUGACAUCGAGCUGGGUCGUGGCUCCUUUAAGACGGUGUACAAGGGGCUGGACACGGAGACCUGGGUCGAGGUGGCCUGGUGUGAGCUGCAGGACAGGAAACUGAGCAAGCCUGAGAAACAGCGCUUCAGAGAAGAGGCAGACAUGCUGAAGGGCCUCCAACACCCGAGCAUCGUGCGCUUCUACGACUCAUGGGAAAGCACCCUGAAGGGCAAGCACAGCAUCGUGCUCGUCACGGAGCUCAUGACGUCCGGCACACUGAAAACGUACCUGAAGCGUUUCAAGGUGAUGAAGACGAAAGUUCUGCAGAGUUGGUGUCGUCAGAUCCUAAAGGGCUUACACUUCCUGCACACGAGGACACCGCCCAUUAUUCACAGGGACCUCAAGUGUGACAACAUCUUUAUCACGGGUCCCACGGGCUCGGUAAAGAUUGGAGACCUGGGGCUGGCCACACUAAAACGGGCAUCGUUUGCCAAAAGCGUGAUAGGAACACCCGAGUUCAUGGCUCCAGAAAUGUACGAGGAACAUUAUGACGAGGCCGUGGACGUGUACGCCUUUGGAAUGUGCAUGCUGGAAAUGGCUACGUCAGAAUACCCUUACUCUGAGUGCCAAAACCCGGCGCAGAUUUACCGUAAGGUCACUACGGGCGUGAAACCAGCAAGCUUCAACAAAGUUGCGAUGCCAGAAUUAAAGGAGAUAAUUGAAGGUUGCAUCAGGACAAACAAAGAUGAAAGGUACUCCAUUAAGGACCUGCUCAACCACGGGUUCUUUGCCGAGGACACUGGAGUCCGGGUGGAGCUGGCGGAGGAGGACGACGGUGAGAAGCCCGUCAUUGGCCUGCGUCUCAGGGUUGAGGACCCGAAGAAGCUGAAAGGGAAGUACAAAGAAAACGAAGCCAUCGAGUUCAGCUUUGAGCUCGACAAAGAUGCUGCUGAAGAGAUAGCACAGGAAAUGGUGAAGUCUGGCAUAGUUCACGAGAGUGACAUCAAGGUCGUAGCCAAAGUGAUCAGAGAUCGCGUGGCGUUGAUUAAAAACAAGCGUGAGCAGAACAAACAGGUCAUGGAGGAACAGGACAAAGGUGGUGGGAUGGCAGAGGAAGAUGCCAUGCGGUCUGGCCUCCACACUCAGACCAUGGCAGGUCCCCCAGUUGGCGAGCUACUGCUGCCCAUGUCCCAGCUACCCAUGGAGCAGUGCUUGCUUGGCGAGCCGACAGAAGCGCCAGUCCAUGCGGACAUUGGGCUGCUACUGGACUCGCAGAGUGCACACCUCAACAUGCCCCUGCCUCCGCUUCAGGAGCUGUACAGUCAACCUCUGCAAGACCAGCCACUGCCCCCCCAUCAGCAACACUGCCCCACCGGCAACACCACACAGUCGGUACCAAUGCAGCAGCUUCAGAUGUCUGGCUACGCGUCAGUGCUGGCACCUUGUGCCCCGUUGACCGCAUCGGUGCAGCAGGCGACCCAAGUGCCGUCGGACGGCGUGCAGAUGUUGCAGCAGUGCACACCCGGCACUCUGCAGCAGACGUGUCCGGUGGGACUAUUGGAACUCGCGCAGUGUUCGGGGGUGCAGGCUCAAUUUGCUGUCGUGCAGCAGCAGCCAGUCGACGCUGCCCUGCAGCAGCCUGCGCAGCAGCAGAAUGUCAUGGCCGAUGGCCUGCCUCCGCCGGUGAACCUACAGCAUCCGGGUCCAGCUCAGUCGCAGUUGGAAACUGCUCAGCCACCAAUGCAACAAGGUGGAGUGCCACCGUGCACUCAGGGGGUGGUGCCGACCGCACUGCACCAGAGCUUGGUGGCACAGCCUCAGCCAGACGUGCAUGCCACUUCUUACCAGCCACAAGUUCAAGCACAGCAGCAUUUUACUGGGGGCUUACAGCAGCAACAGCCGAACGUGAUGGCAUUUGCACAGCCCCAGGCGCAUCAGCCGCUGCAGGAACUUUCUGGACAUUUUUCAGAGCUUGGUUUAGAGAUGGCAGCACAAAUGCACAUCCAGCCGCAGGCACAGUCGUACGCAGAGCAGGUUUUGGCACCACCUGUCGAAACGCAAGAUUUGGUGAAGCCCCAGAUCUCAAUAGAUGCCUUUCAAACGGCUGUGGAGCAGGGGUCGGUGGAGGUUGUGCACACACAGAUGGCACCGCAGCAGCAACACUACAGCAUCGGUGUCGUUCAGCCAUCGCCACUGCUGCUUCAGAGGCCAAGCCUUGCAGAAGCUGCCCUGCAGAUGCAACUGGAGACCUUGCAGCAGACUCAGCAGCAUCAGCAACAGCAGCAUGCGGGAAUCAUCGAGACUGGGCAGCAGCAUCCACCAGCACAGCAGCAGCAACAACAACAACCGCAGCAGCAACAACCGCAGCAGCAGCUAUACCUGCAGCAGCAGCAGCAGCAGCAGCUUCAACAGCCAUUGCAGCAGAUGUAUCAGCCACAGCAACAUGAGUUACAACAAACGCACCAGCCUCAGCAGCAGCUAAUACAGCAACAGCAGCCACCACAGCAGCUUCAGCAACCACAGCAGCAGCUGCAGCAGCCUCAGCAGCAGGAGCUGCAACAAACACACCAGCCUCAGCAGCAGCAGCAGCAGCUAAUACAGCAACAGCAGCCACAGCAGCAGCUGCAGCAGCAACAGCACCAGGAGCUGCAACAAACACACCAGCCUCAGCAGCAGCAGCAGCUAAUACAGCAACAGCAGCCACAGCAGCAGCUGCAGCAGCCUCAGCAGCAGGAGCUGCAACAAACACACCAGCCUCAGCAGCAGCAGCAGCUAAUACAGCAACAGCAGCAGCCACAGCAGCAACAAGAGCUACAACAAGCACAGCAGCAACAGCUGCAGCAGCAGCUAAUACAGCAACAGCAGCAGCCACAGCAGCAACAGGAGCUACAACAAGCACAGCAGCAACAGCUGCAGCAGCAGCUAAUACAGCAACAGCAGCAGCCACAGCAGCAGCAGCUUGAGCAACCACUGCACCAGGAGCUGCAACAAACACACCAGCCUCAGCAGCAGCUAAUACAGCAACAGCAGCAGCCACAGCAGCAACAGGAACUACAACAAGCACAGCAGCAACAGCUGCAGCAGCAGCAGCUAGUACAGCAACAGCAGCAGCCACAGCAGCCAUAUCAGCAGGAGAUACAGCAAGCACACCAGCAACAGCUGCAGCAGCAGCUAAUACAGCAACAGCAGCAGCCACAGCAACAGGAGCUACAACAAGCACAGCAGCCACAACACCAGCUGCAGCAGCAGCAGCUAAUACAGCAACAGCAGCAGCAACAGGAGCUACAACAAGCACAGCAGCCUCAACACCAGCAGCAGCAACUAAUACAGCAGCAGCAACAACUUCAACAGCAGCAGCAACUUCAGCAACAGCAGCCACAGCAUCAGCAACUUCAGCAGCCACAGUUGCAACAGCUUCAACAAGCACAGCAACAGCAGCUACAACAGCAACAUCAGCAGCUUCAACAAGCACAGCAACAGCAGCUACAACAGCAACAACAACAGCCACAGCAACAGCAGCAACUUCAACAGCCACAUCCGCAGCAACAACAGCAACUGCAACAACAACAGCCACAUCAAGAACCACAGCAGCAGCUGCAGCAGCAACCACAACAGCAAGUACAACAGCAGCCAUCCCAGCCACAGUCGCUACAGCAGCCGCAACAACUACUUCUGCAGCAGCAACAGCCACUCCAACAGCACCCGCAGCAGCAGCCACAGCAGACGCAGCAACAACAGCAAACACCACAGUCACAACAGCUGCAGCAACAGCCAAUGCAGCAGGAGCUACAGCACCUGGUACAGCAGCAAGUGCAAGAGCUACAGCAGUAUACACAGCAGCCAACGCAGCAACUAAAUCAGCAGAUGCAGCAGCAACCACAUCAACUUCAGCAACAGCCCUUGCAGCCAACACAGCAGCAGCAACAGCAGUUACAGCCACAGUUGCAACAGCAGCCACCACAACAUUCACAACAGCCACAGCAGCAGCAACUGCCUGAGCCACAGCCUCUACAACAGCAGCAGCAACUGCAGCCUGUACAGCAGAUGCAGCAAUUGCCACAGCAUUUAACACAACAGCUGCAUCCGCUCCAACAGCAGGCACACCUUAAUAUCCAGACGCCGCCACAACAGCUGCACCACCAGCCGUUGGAACAGUCACAGUCAUUACAGCUGCCUCAGCAAGCACAACAACAGCUGCAGCAGCAGCCAAUGCAACAGCCACAACAACAUCAGCAGCAGCUGCAACAACCACCAAUGCAGCAAGCCUCACAGCAACAUAUUCCUGAACUUCCACAGCAACAGCUUCAGCAGUUGUUACAGCAGCCACAGAUGCAACAGGCUCCAUCGCAGCAGCAGCUAAUACAACAGCCACCACAGCAGCUGCAACAGCCACAGCAGCAGCUGCAACAGCAGCCACCACAACAGCUGCAACAGCCACAGCAGCAGCUGCAACAACCCCCACAGCAGCAGCUACAACAACCACCACAGCAGCAGCUGCAACAGCCCCCACAGCAGCAGCUGCAACAGCCCCCACAGCAGCAGCUGCAACAGCCACCACAGCAACUGCAACAGCAGCAGCAACAGCCACCACAGCAACUAACACAGCAGCUACAACAGCAGCCACAGCUGCAAGAACAGCCUCCGCAACAACAGCAAUUAAUGCAACAGCCACAACAACCUCAACAGCAGCUGCAACAAUUGGUAAUACAGCAGGCCCAGCAGCUACACAUUCCUGAACAUUUACAGCAGCAACAGCAGUUGAUACAACAGCCACAACAACCUCAACAGCAGCUGCAACAGCAGCCACAGCAGCAGCUGCAACAGCAGCUACAGCAGCAGCAGCUGCAACAGCAGCCACAGCAGCAGCUGCAACAGCAGCUACAACAGCCACCACAGCAACUAACACAGCAACUAACACAGCAGCCACCACAGCAACUGCAACAGCAGCUACAACAGCUGCCACAGCAGCAGCUACAACAGCAGCCACAGCAGCAGCUGCAAGAACAGCCUCCGCAACAACAGCAAUUAAGUCAACAGCCACAACAACCUCAACAGCAGCUGCAACAAUUGGUAAUACAGCAGGCCCAGCAGCUACAGAUUCCUGAACAUUUACAGCAGCAACAGCAGUUGAUACAACAGCCACAACAACAGCAGUUACUGCAACAGAAUCAGCAGCCACAGCAGCCACAGCUGCAACAUCAAUCACUACAGCAGCCACAGCUGCUUCAACAGCUUCAACACCAGGCGCAACAGCUGCAGCCUCCGCUACAGCAACAGUCUCCGCACCCGCAGCCGCCGUGCAUUCCAUCAGAGCAGGCGGGAAGUCUUGAUCUUGGAAACCUGCAACAGCACCCAGCACACGCCUUCGUUCAUCAGCAAGGGCUUGGCUUUCUUCCUAUAGACCAUCACUUGCAGAGACGCGGAAGCACAUCAGUCCUCGAGGCACCAGCGCAGCAUUUUCGCCCCAUCCGCCGGGCUGUUAGCCGCGCCCUGUCGCGGGGAGCUAGGCACUGCUACUCGCAGGCUGUCGCGCUGUCGCUGGCUACCAUGCAGCGCCUCGCCGCUCAGCGAUCAUCCAGCGAGCCACCACCCUACGCGCACGACCGGCACGGUGCGCGGGGCAGGCAGAAUCCCUUGGGCCAUCCUCCCGACUGCGGCUGUUACGCCUUCGCCGCUCAUGGCCAGCCGGACGAGCCCUUCCCUCACCCGACCCCGGUGCGGUGCGGAGCCGCUCCGGGGCAUCGUUACCCGCCUCCGUCCAUAUACGCCCACCCGCCAUCGGACAGGUUGUCUGGAAGCCCUCCAAGUGCUCCGUUGCGGCAGCAGUUUUCCGGCACCGCCGGCUCGUCCGACGGCGGUGCCACUCAGCUUCUGCCGCCGUCGUUGCAGAGCUUUCCGUACCCGCUCGUAUACCACGUCCUUCCUCCGGCGCAAAAGCUCGUCAUGCAGCCUGUCCCGGGUGUCCACGGCAUGGCCUACGGAGUUCCCCCUGCUUCCCCCUUCCUCCUGGUCAGCACGCAGCAAGCCAUGCAUGUGUGCCGCGUCCCUUACUGCCCGUCUCCACAAGCCGGCGCCUGCUAUUGCCAUCCCACGAGCGCCACCCUCGACUCCCUGAAUUUGGCCACCGGACAAUGCUCGGUCGCCCCGCCCAUCAAGUCGGUCCCCCACUCGGCCCCCGCUGCCCCGUGUUCCGAGCGGCAUGGACCCCCCAUUGCGGUGCAGCCGGCGGUCGAGGUGAGAUACCAACCCUCUCGGGUGGAGCACUGGGAGGCUGCCGGGAGAGCGGCGCGCCAGCCGCCCCAGCCCGAGCCGCCGGGCAAUGCCGCGUCGUCGGCUGCCCCGGCCAGCGGCGGAGCACUCGACGGCGCCACGACCAAGGACGGUUUGCUAGCGGUAGGUGGCGCGGACGGUUCGCAAGCGGUAGGUGGCGCGCAGCUUUCGACUCCCUUCACAUCCCCCCUGUACCUGCUGAGCUGCGACGGCUCUGUGGGCAGCUUCUCGGUGUUCACCUUCCCUAGCCCCACGGACGACUCCGACGAUGAGACGGAAGACGUGUACUCGGAGGUGGAGGAGUUUGAGCUGGUCGAGAGGCCACAAGUGGUGGUGACCGAUCACGGGCUGACCACCUCCCCCCACCUGCCGGGUGGUGGGUCAGACCCCAGAACUUGCGACGUUGGGGACAGGACACAGGAGGGCGACUACAGGAGGUGUCCUAUGCCCGAGUACCCCGCAGAGCCCUCCUACGUCCCGAUGCAUGGUUACCAGCUUCAACCGAACCCGCUUGUGCAGUCAUACCCUCCGUACUUCCCGUGCGCCACCUUCAAUGACCCCUGGUCUGCUUCCAAAAGUUUGCACCGGUGCUCCACGCUGGACAAUUUCUCCCAGGCUUACCAGGCUCAGGUCGGCAUGCCUGGGCCGUCUUACGUGCAGCAGACAAUGCUGCUCGGUCAUCCCAGCGGUUUCCCUCACCUCCACCCACCUGUUGCUGCUCCUGACAACUUUUACGGUUUUCCCACUUUUUUCCUUCCGGUAUCCAAGUCUCCAGGUCUUUUGCAGACAUGCUGUCUGCCCCAGCCAUAUGCACAACCUUUCCAAUCAGAUCAGCCUCCCCUGCAGCAAGCACCUUGUCAGCAUGGUCAACAGUAUGGAAAUUGUUACUACAUGGCUCACCCUCAACAGCAGGUGCCAGUGCAGUCUCUCCAGCAGCAGCAGCAACAGCAGCAGCAACAGCCACCGCCGCCUUGUCAGCAGGGAGCAUUUAAUGGACUCCAGCAAGCGGCGCAGUCGGCGGUGCAGGCAGCAGCGGCCUACAUGCAGCAGCAAGAUGUGCAGCCUGAUCACACGUCACAGAUCUACGUGUGCACUCAGCCACAAGAGGCGAGCGCUGCCCAGCUGAGCGCCAGCGAUGCCUCCAUGACCCCCGCUCGACUCGCGACGUCGAGCGGCGUCGCUACCGCCGCGGGGCAGGACACUCCGGUGCAGUGCGCCGUUGGACUCGCCGACCCGGCUCUUCGGCCGCACUGCCCCUCAUCGCACCCUCCUCCUCCGCUGCCGCUGCCGCCACCGGCCACCGACACCGGCCAACUUCAUUGGAUGCCGUCGGUUCCUCGAACUGCGCAGACUAUGCAAGCGCCACUCGCAGAUCAACUGAUGGUCUCUAUUGACACGCAGACGCAGACCGUGAUUUCACCUUCGCUGCCAACGGCUCUCGAAGUCUGCCCUGAGAUUCAGUCAAAAGCGACUGCUGGCAUCGAUCCUGCAUCCGCCGUUGGCACGGGAGGUGUGGCGCCUCCUGAGACGAUGCAGUUUCGUGACACAACUCUGGACGUCCCCGUGCAGAGCGCGACGGACGUGGCGCCCUCAUACCCCAUGCCGAGUGGUCAGGAGCACGACCCCACACGGAGCCUUCCCGCCCAGCCUCAACGACAGGUACAAGAAGAGGUGUCCAACUCUGGUGUCGAUAACCCAAGUGAAAUGAAUGAAGCACAGAUCGCCCAAGGAUUAACCAUGAACGAGAGCAUGACCUCCGACGCCACGUCAGCCAAAGAGCUGAGCGAGAACGAGGCGACGGGCGGAAGCAGCAGAGCGGACGGCAGACACUCGAGGAAAAUUCGCAGGUCCAAUCGCAAGUCCCGGCAGGAAAAGUCUGUCAAGCCACGCGUCACCAUUCUCAAUGUUUCAGAAGAGGGAGAUAAGGUCGUUGAAUGCCAAAUGGAAACGCACAACCACAAGACGGUCACCUUUCAAUUUGAGCCAGAUUAUGACGACCCAGAGGAGAUUGCGGAUUACAUGGUGGUGAACAACUUCAUACUGGAUUCGGAAAAGGAGAUUUUCACGGAGCAAAUUAAAGAUAUUGUGGAGAAGGUUGACGAGAUGAACAUCUGGGCGGUGAACGACGGAGACUGCACGGAGAGUCUCGAUGGCACCAAUGCCGAUGGGGAAAAAGAGCCCACCAAACAUCAGUGCAAGCAUUCGUCAAUGAAGACUCCGGGUUCACUUACCUGUGGAGAAGCCACAAGACGCUCCACAGUCGUUCGCACGGGAGGCCGCAAGUUCAUCGUGAGCCCAGUGCUUGAGAGUCAGCUGGAAGACAUCGGCAUUGAGACCGACUCGACAACAGAUGUAUUUCCCACAGAGCCCUGGGUACCUGAAGCUACAAAUGAAAACAGAAGCGAUGUCAGAGCGGGGCUGUCCAACUCGGACUCGGUCGUCAGCUUGAAACGGAUGUUCGACGAGAUGAGGAAGGGCUGCCAGCUGUCCGAGAGCCCCAGCACGGCACCGCCGACUUUCCAAGCCGGCCCCCCGCCCUUCCUCCUUCGCUCCAGCCCCUCCGUAGAAAAUGACGCAGCACCGCACGAGCUUUUCAUAAGCGUUCCCAGCGCCGUCUGCCGAGAGUCGAUCGCGGACGGCGUGGCAGAAAUGCCGUCGCCCGAAGUAUGUGCCGCUCUGGCAGAGGGGGGUGGCGGCGGCGGCGGCGGUGUCGCGUCGGUUGCGUGCGGCGCUCCGGACCCGUCCCUCCCUGUAGCUCCUCCGCCGGCAGAGCAGCAGCACGCACGGCAGCACUCGAGCGCCCACGUGCAGGUUCCCAUGUCCCUGGCCAUUACUGUUUUGGAAGCCCCUUUCGCUGCACUGAAUGCGACGCCCCUCUUAGCCGUGAGCUCCUCUGGCUUCGAGCCAUCCCCGUCGCUUGAGCACCAGCCGUGCGCGUUGAUGUUGGCCGUAACCCCGGGCAGCGCCACGUUGCCGUGCGCACCCGUGCAGCCGCCCCAGUCCGGGCUGCCGGUAGCGGCCGACUCCCCCAUGGUCUCCCCAGGGAGCAUCUCGUACUCGGCUGUCGCGGGCGACGCGCAGACGCACGUCGCUCAAGUGAACUCCCAGACCGUGGAGUCGCAGCAAAUCAAUAGCGAAGUGUCCACAUCCACAUCUGAGCCGGACACCCCCAAGGUGCCCACCCAGGCUGGUAAUAUUAAGGACUUGGAUGAGAAGCUGAGGACCCUGUUUCAGGACUCGUGCAGUUCUAGCUCGUCCGUGUCGUCUGCGACGUACGGCGAUGGCCAGAAAGAUCUCGCGGCCAGCGUCUCGGAAACUUGCGGCGCUGAUCAAGGCGGCGCAGAAUCGCCGAGCAAAACCACGGGCCUCCCCCUCCCCGCCGCCGCCACUUCUGCCGCCGCCGCUAAUGCCGCCGCCGCUAAUGCCGCCGCCGUUACGCCAGCCGGCACGCCAUCCUGCCAGCAGAACGCGACCCCGUUCCCGCAUGCCGCACUCGGAAGUGUUGCCUUCCCUCCCGCCCUAGCGUCGGCAGAGGAGUCUCUUCUGCCUGCGCUUCCCGACCAAGCUUGCAACCGGCCCCCAACCCCACCGGCCUCGUCCCUUCCCAGUGGUGACCCUGCUGGAUUGCCUUUCCUUCCUGCCUGCCGUCCCCGAGCUCAUUCCCUUUCUCCGUACGCACCUGCUGUUGGUGUUGAAUGUGGAGGUAUUGGUCUGGAAUUUUCACAACGAUUCAGUAUUUCAGAUAAUGAAAUGGCGGCGGUACAAGGGCGAGAUUCCCAAGCGAGUGCGGGCGUGCAGUUGCGCCCGUCUGAAGCUCGCUUCGACGAGCGCCUCCAACCCGUCGUCAAACUUGGGCGGUUUCAGGUGAUCCCAGUGGCAGUGGAAACACCGCAGGAAGUGCAAACCGGCACCAAGGCGACUGCGGACCCUGGAUCGCCGACAGUCGUUCCUUCCGUUGAAGAGAUGGAAACGGGGCAAGUGCUGCGUAGACGCAGCGUGGACGAGCACACCGCCGCCGCUGACGGGAGCGGGAAGCUCGCUGCCGUUAGCGCGCAGAUGGACGCGACCGCUGCCAAGGCCCCCGAUUCCCACUCGGCAAACUCGGACCAGCGAGCAAAUCGUCGCGCAGGCUUCGAGAAUUCGGCGCCUUCUCCCGUGCCCACGAACUCGACGGCGUGCCACGCCGAGGAGCAGGAUGACGGCAUCGCCGCGGUGCUAGCGGCGACGACGGCCAGCCAGACGCCCUCGAAGAAGGGGGUGGUUUCAUUCCAGCCGAUGGUCUCCGUCAUUCCGGAGCAGAGUGUACCCGGAGACAAGGAUGACAAUGAUGAGAUGUACGCAAGCCUCGAGCCUCGCUCUGCAAGGAUGGUGGAGCACCCUUACCAUGAAGCCAAGGAAUCGUCCGACGAACAGCGGUCGCCCUAUUUAAGCAGCGACUUGGACUCGGAUCCCGAUGAGGGAGACCUAAAGAAGGAGCUGCAGAAACUUCGAGAGAGGCACAUGAAGGAGCUGUCGGAGCUCCAGACGCAGCAGAGGAGGGAAAUGGAGGAGCUUUACGAGCACCUCGGGCGACUCCCGCCCACCCCCGCGGGACUGCCGCAGCUGGUGCCACCUUCCGGCCGGCGGUGGCGCAACGGCAAGGGCGCGCGGACGGCCAGGGCCGGAAAAUUGCCACCAGGAGGAGGCGGCGGAGGAGGAGGAGUAGGCAGAGGCGAGCAGGCGCAAGCCACCGCGCCGUCGCCUGCCAGUGGUGCGACCGGGCCCUCCUCUGCGUGCGGCACGGCGGGCACUUGGCUGGUGGACGCCGUCACCAGCCCGCUGGCGGCGGCACGGCCGGAGCUGAGCACGUGCCCCGCGGGAGUGCAGACCAAGCAGCCCAAGGCGCUGAGGCCCGCAGCGGCCGCUGCUGCCCCCGAGCAGGAGUGCGUGCAGAACGCCGUGCUCGGUGACGCAUCGUUUUCGGGUCACGGUGGCAGCAGCCAAGGUUGGACACUUUUCCGCAAACCCUCCGAGAAAGUCGCCAAUAAAUCUAGUAGCAAACCUCGUACCAGAUUCAUCAGUGGAUCCAUGUCCUGGUCUAUCUGGAACUCCCUAAGACGGUUUUGUCUAGGGAAAGAUCGCAGUAGGUCAAGGAGCUUCAGCGCCAACCAGCACGGCGGGCAAGCACAGGCUGCGGCGGCAGCGGCAGCGGCAGCAGCAGCAGCAGCCCCGGGAAACAAGAAGGGCACCUUCACCGAUGACCUGCACAAGCUCGUUGACGACUGGGCUAAGGACGCCACCAGCAGCACCAACAGCAGCAUCAAGACAAAGCACGCGCUGAGCCGGCAGGAUACGGCGGGCGGGCGGCCAAAGCCUUGCCAGUCAGAGACUUCUCCCGUCGUGGUGAUGCCUCCGGUCAUGCGCAAACUCUCGGCGCCGGCACAGCUGGGCCUGCAGGUUGGGGUGGUGGCGUCCGCUUCUCCGCACUCCCCUCCCUUGGCCACCGCGGCUUGUGGCCUUGGCGGCGGCGGCAGCUGCCCCGGGUCGCGGCCACCCGCGACCCCCUACUCGUCGGCUACGCCCAUGGCCCCACUUCUCUGCGUGCAGUACGGUGCGCCGCCGGGCACCUACGGCGGAGCGGUGGGCAUGGGCUGGGCCUCGUGUGCACUGCCGGGCGGCCAGCAAGCGUCGGCUGCGCCCUCGCAGGGGGUGGCGCAGUACCAGCCGAUGGGGAACGGAGGGGUUCAGUCGUUCCCCGUGUACGUGGCUGCCCCCAAUUCAAGCCCAAACAUGCGGACUACAUGAACGAGCAAGAAAGAGGAGAGCUAUUCCCCCGCGGCUAUUCCCCCCGGGUUGAAGUUUAUUUAUUACGUGAAGUUUUUUUUAUUAUUACGUUAUCACGAGUAGCGGGACCGGUGUAUUUAUUUACGCCGCAAUUUGUGCGUUCCUAAUGCGAGCUUGUGGCAGCGUUGUUGUGUGUUGUGCGAGCGCGCCUUAGUUGCCCUGUGCAAGAAAAUGGCUGAACAAAAAAAAGAGCAAUAUGUUAGACGAACUAACGGUAGAGAGUUGCGCCCGAUCGAUCGUUGGUGUUUUUUGUUUUGUUCUAACCGCACGUGUCCAAAUCAAAACACUUUCACAUUGUUAGAGGAUGCAUGAGACAGCAUUGUAAACAUCUAUAUUUUUUUCUUUUGAAGGGCCCCUUGUCACUGUUUAUUUUACAUAAUUAUCCUUUUAAUUUCUCAAAACAAAAGCAACAUGAUUUCAGCGUUGCAAGCAUCCAGAUGCAUAAUUGCGAUAAAAUGUAAAUUACGUGUUAAAAAAAAUAAACAAAGGACAAACGUUGAAAUGCUUCCUAGGUCAACCCAAAACCCCGUAAUUUUGGAAGAGAGUGCCUUGUGUUUUGCUCUGAAGCCAUUGGGAACGAUAGGUGGCAGGUGUAAAUGGUGUAGGUAAGAAGCCAAGACCUCAGACUGUGAAAAUGCUCAAUGUUACCGUUUGCUCGGAAAAAAAAAUACGAAAGAACAAAGAGGUAAAAACAAAGCCUAUUGUGUGGCCAAUCACUUUGAAACAAUCCUACAACCUUGAUUUUGGGCAUUAUUUUGGCACUAUGAAGAUUGCGCUCAGACUAAAUAUAAACACAAAGUCCUUGCAAUGUGGUGCCUUGCGGAUGCAUGACUGAAAGCUGUACAUUGCAUAUGUGUAAGAAGAAGAACAAAAAAGGGUGUACGUGCGGAAACAUUGUGCGUCGUCUCCCCAUUGGGAAAAAAUGCGCACGCGUUUUGGUGGUGGCAUUGUUGUUCGCUGUAAGACAAACAGCUUUGAGUGUAGGGGCAAGGCAUUAUUUUUUUACUGCAACCUCACUGAAAGACGAGCGAUAAAUAAUUGAAAAAUUUAUCACACAUGAUUCCCAUUUUGAUGGCAGCAACUUAAAUUUUAAGAAUUUUUCAGCCCCGCGUACGAAUUGGCGAACGUUAUCCGAUGUCGAAAUUGUAAGUGAGUUUUAGUGGGUCGGCGGGGGGGUUUCCCUCCUCCCACCCCGUCGCGGUUGACUAAAAUGCCUACUCGUGUGUGUUGUGAUUUGUCUUUUAGCCACAGUGUCAUAUGGGCUUAAAGUAAAGUUGCACUGUUAAGGUGAAAUAUGUAAAAAUAAAAUACCACCGAAAACUAAAAUAAGAUACUUGAAGAAAAAAACACAUUUGUUUACCCCCGCUCACAAAAUGUAACCGAUGUAGCUACCUUUGCUGUACUGUACGUCACAACUUUAUAUCAGUGUUACGAAGAAACUGUGAAUAGUGGUUCUCUUCCCUUGAAACAUUUGCACAUUUUCUUUCCCCUUGCAGGAAAUGGUAGAACCAUUGACCUACAAUCCUGCAAAUUGAUUGUUUUACUCUUUAACGUUUCUUUAGGCCUCCUAUUUAUAUAUAUGCUUACAUUGCAACCUUAUUUUUUCCCACUAGUUGAAAUGUCAUCUUUAACGUAGAGCAGAGCUGACACUGAUAUGACCACUUCUUAAUGCGGAGACCACUUAAUGCACAAACUUUAGGUCGUCACUGUUCUCUUGGUCCUAUGGAACUCAUCUCUGAAACUUUGCACUGACUAAAAAUGUUUGCAUUCUUAAAACCCCUUAGAAUUACUGUCCAAAAAUUUGUAUCUCCAGAAUAACAAUACGUUUUCAAAGUUAUUAUUCUAUCAUGUUGUGUCUGUAAACACAUCAUAUGCAAUUCCUCCACAAAAGCCUAAGAAUAAUAUUGAUGGAAGCUGUGUUUUGCAAAUAAUUAUAAUUCAGUCCAUGAACGCCACUGUAUGCAAUAUUUAACUUUAAAUAUUUACUUAAAGGGGGAGUGGUGCUGUGGCUGUGGUUAAUGCACUGCACUACAAGCCUCAGUCACCAGAGUUUGAUUUCUGGGCAUGGCUAACACCAGUGGCGAAUGGUAAAAUAGCCAGUUCUUGGACCAGGUUCCCCAACCUGCAAAUAGCAGCGUGGUGAAUGGUCAAAACAACUCCGAUGACCGACACAGCAUGGGAAUGAUCUUCAUCCAGCCGUGUAUUUGAGAUGAGGUUGUAAAUGAUUAAUCUCUUCUGAAAACACUCUUUUACAACAACAUAAAAUUACCUAUUCAACUCAAGUGUUUAAAAAUGGCCAUGAAAUAUUGGCUUGUGCAUCAUAGUCGAGUUAUUAGGACGACAAGAACAUCGGUAGGGUCAUGCGAGAAGACAUUUGCUUUCACCGUGGUGGAUGUGAAAUGAUAGGUUAACGGAGAUGUGUUUUAGCUGUACGUUCCCCCUGUAGAGAUGUGAACCACUUGUAUGUAUGUUGAACUGCUUUGCCAUCCUACGUAGCCGCUCGUGCUCAUAGGAGGUGCGGGGGAAGGAUGACAAGCUAAACUGCGUCGAACUUUUUGAGUAGAAGGCGUGGGGCUUGUAUGCCUGUAUGUAUAUGUUUAACAACAUGCCGAUAAUAAUAGCAGCUUCUUGUAUAGUCUUGGCAAGAACAAGCAAAUCAAGUCGGUCUUCUAGAUUUGGAGUAGUUAAUUUAUGUACGUAUGAAAGACGAAAAAUCCUGGCUUUUGUGCCAUUGUAAAGGGACCGGCAAUCUAACUUAAAGGCAUAAGCUUGCACUAGCAAUGUGUGAAAUUGUCAAGUUUACGUCCUUUGGCUUCUGCAUGCCUGUAUAAGCUGUGGCCAUUUUAUUAGACAAUUUUCUACACCAUCCAAGCUGUAUUUACCAGCAAUACCUGUACGUCACACCCUGUAUGCAAGUGGUGUUUCCCCCCAAUUUUUGUGUAAAACGGAAUUCUGUCUUAGACCACCUAAAUGCACAUUUUGCAAAUCAAAGUUUUUGUGUUCCAUUUAAGGCAUAUAUUCUAAUAUGCUUGUGUAGCUAAAUUUUGACUUAAAACUUUCGUGACUGCAAGAAUUAAUAUUCUUUGGUUCUUUGGGUAAACUCACGUAGAUACGUAGAUACGUGACUUUACCGAAAGAACCAAAGAAUACUUGCGUAGCUACUAAAGUGCUUUUAUUGUUUACAUGUUUCUCUGUUACCAACAUUGCUGGUACCUUUAAUACAACGUCUGUUGCUUUCUCUCACCACCUUCGGUUGACCAAUGACAAAGUUUGAAAUUCUGUACUUUAGCUUUGUCCCGAUGUGGAAUACUCCCCCCACCCCCCCCCCCAUUUGAACCUUUGUGGUUUUCAGAAAUUGUCAUUCGAUAACAAUUGUCGAAAUAAAUGACCGAGUUGCACCUGU